Chlamydomonas reinhardtii is the source of this 6581-nucleotide messenger RNA. RefSeq lists its product as uncharacterized. Gene Ontology annotation, biological process: calcium ion transmembrane transport; intracellular calcium ion homeostasis. The transcript is spliced from 12 exons. The coding region runs from base 289 to 5640 and encodes 1783 amino acids. The record is from RefSeq and is a predicted model, not a curated record. NCBI's taxonomy places the organism in Eukaryota, Viridiplantae, Chlorophyta, Chlorophyceae, Chlamydomonadales, Chlamydomonadaceae. Gene Ontology annotation, molecular function: calcium channel activity.
CAAUCAAGCAUGAGCAAGGCCCAGCGGGCUGACGGAGAGUCGGCGGGAGGAAAUGCCAUUUCGCUGGCGCAAGUCCUCACCGGCGCGCCGAUACUGCUCGAUACACUCAACCUGUGUGACGCCCUUUCGUUGCGAGUCUGCUCGUUAGCGACUCGGUCGGCGUUUGACGCGUGGUCGUCGAGGCUGCGUCUCAAGCAUGCGGCGGGUGUCGUAGAGCCGGCCGGCUCUAUUCGAGCCCUGGUCGCGCGCGGCUGCCGGCCGCUGGCUAUCGACGUAAACCUUGGCGGCAUGCUCGACAUGACAACUGUGGCUGACAUUGUCCGUAUUUGCGGCGCCUCGGCGACAGCGCUGGCGCUGGCGCCGUGCUACGUGCCGCCAGCCACGCCCUUCGCCGCCCUGACCCGGACCCAACAGCACGGCCCGGAGGCGGUGACGGGCUCGCGGCGCCGCGGCCGCGGGAAGUUCCUGCCGCCACCGCCGGAGGAGGAGCGCCAGCAUCCAGAUCAGCAGCAGCAGGGCGCUAGUGGCGGUGGCGGCGGUGGAGGUGGAGGUGGAGGUGCAGGUGGAGGUGGAGCUGGAGGUGCAGGUGGAGGUGGAGGUGGAGGUGGAGGUGGAGGUGGAGGUGGAGGUGGAGGUGGAGGUGGAGGUGGAGGUGGAGGCAGCGGUGGCGGUGGAGGGCCGGUGGGGCGCAACGGACCGGCGGGGGUGGCGGCGCUGGUGGCGGUACUGGGUGCGGAGUCGUCGCCGGCACUGCGGCGCCUGGGCCUGGUGUGUCCCUCUGAAGAGGCGGUGGGCUGUGCGGACGAGUUGCUUCGGGCCGCGGGGCCGCGACUGGCAGCCGUGGAGAUGUGUGUGGAGUGGCCGUGCGUGCCGCCACACACAGGCCUGUCGUACUGCGGUGGCGGCGGCGGUGGCGGCGGCGGCGGUGGCGGGUCCUCCGCCUGCAAUGGCGCCAAAGCGAAUGGCGGCGUUGCGGCGGCGGCUGGUACGGCCACUGGCGGCAGCGGCGGCGGUACGGCGGGUAUGACAACUGCUAGUACGAACACAAGUACAAGUACGAGUACCAGUGCGGCGGGUCUGACCAGUUUAUACAUCAGCUGUCCGGACACACACGACGCGUGUGGUGCGGCCGGGGCUACCUACCCGCCACUGCACUCGAGUGGAGCGGUGCCGCCGACGGUGGCGGCGCUGGCGCGGCUGCACGGCCUGCGCAGUUUGGAGCUGAGGGGCAGCGGCUGGCUGCCACAGCUGGGGGUGACGGAGCCGGCGGCACAGCUGGCGCCGCUGUCAGCGCUCACCGCCCUCACGCGGCUCGCCAUGGAUCUCUCGUACAUUGUCGACGUGGCAGGUGGCGGCGCCGCCGCCGCUGACCUCAUCCGCCCGGCCCGCCGCGCCGCCAUCCUAGCCGCCGCCGGCAUCGCUGAGGAGGAGGAGUCAGUGGCGGCGGCGGCGGCGCGGCACGCCACCGAGCGGCGCUACGGCAGCGGAGCUGCUGGCGGCGGGGGCAGCGGCAGCAUGGGCGGCAAGGGCUGCAUUUUCGGCGGCGGCGGCGUUGACGAUGGAGGCGGCGGCGGCGGCAGCGGCGGCACUUUGCUGACGUGGCCAGCUGAUGAGGAGUGGCUCAUGGGCGGUCUGCUUCGUGGUCUGGUGGGCUGUCUUGCUGAUCUGGAGCUGCGUGGCAUGAAGCUGCCCGCUGAGAACCUGCCGGCGCUGGCGGCGCUGACCCAGUUAACACGACUGCAGGUUGGCAGCCUCAGCCUGACGCCCCUGUGGAGACAGCAGCAGCAGCAGCAACAGGCGGACGCAGCCACCGCCGCCAGCCCGCCACCUGCCCUGAACGCGCCGCCACUGGCGGGUGGCGGCGGGGAGGACGCGGACUCCGCCGCCGCCGGCUCGCCACUCCUAGCGCCUGGCUCGGGCCCGGGCGCGGGCCGACCGCGCACACCACUGCCGCCCAAGCUGAUGGAGAUUGCGCUGGAGCGGCUGCCCUGCAUGCAGCUCCUGGCCGACCUGUGGGAGCACCCGCGCCGCCCGCGCCUGGUGCUGCUGGGCAGCACGGAAAUGGACUUCGGUGAGUUGCGAGUGCCGGUCCUGUCCGGCGGCCUGCCCGGCGGCGGCAACACACUGGCGGCAACCGCGGGCCUGCCGCCCCCCUCGCAGCUGCAGCUCCGCCACCAACGCCCCCCGGACUGGCUGCCUGAGGUGGCGGCGGCCGCCUGCAGGCUGCUGGCGUGCGACGUCCUGCCCUGGGUAUGCCGGCGGCGGCGCCGCCAGCGGCACAGCCGCAGCGUUGACCGCGGCGUUGACCGUGACGUCGGCGGCGGCGGUGUUGGCAGCGGCGGUGGCGGCGGAAGCGGCGGUCAGGAGAAAGUCAAAGCGGCGGCGGCGGCGGCGGCGCUUGCCCCGGCAGGCCAAGGCAGGGGUAGGAGUGCACUGGCGGUGGCGGCGGCGCUGCGGGCGGAGGCGGCCAGCGCGGCGGUGCCGCCGACGCCUCGGCCUCGGCGGCGCCGCGCGCGCAGCCCGAGCCACCCGCACCACCCCGCGCACCCCAACCACAAACUCUACCUGGGACAGGCGCGUGUGCGGCGCGUGCGGCGGGACCGGGCGACUGCCGCCGCCGCCUUCGCCCACGAAGAGGCCAGCAGUGGCAGUGGCAGCAGCGACAGAAGCAGUAGCAGCAGUGGCGGCGGCGACAGCGACAGCGAUGUGGGCGAGGUUGGCGAGGGGCGCCGGGGCCGCGGCCAUGGGCGAACCCGCAGCCGCAGCCUUGGCUGCGGCCGCGGCCGUGACGCGGAUAAGGUGGAGCAGCGGGAGGAGGGCGUGGCUAAAGGCGCGGCGGCGGCGGCGGCGGCAGUGGCAGCGGCCGGAGAAGAGGCUGCACAGGGCGCGGAGGAAGCUGGGGCGGUUGAGGCGGCGGCGGCAGCGGCCGGGUCGGAGGCGGAGAGUGACGACGGGGAGCACGGCAUCGCGCUCGCAUUGCAGGGCUCCGAGGAGUGGAUGAAUGUUGUGGGCGGGCCGCACGCCGCCUGGAUGGCGCAGCUACACCCGCUGCGCGACUAUGUGGCGGAGGUGCAGCUCAACUGCCUGUCCGUGGCCGCAGACGACCUGAGGGGGCUGCGGGCCGCACUGCCCGACAUCAAGGAGGUGGGUCUGGGCCACCCGCUGCAGCUGGGUCCGGACGCGCUGGCAGGGUUGAGCGAGCUGCACGAGGAGUGGCCGGUGCUGGGGCCGCUGCUGGGGGGCGAGAGCGACGGCUGGAGCGACUACCAGGACACAAGCAGCGGGGAGGAGGAGGAGGAGCAGGAGGGGGAGCAGGAGGGGGAGGAGGCGGAGGAGGGGGAGGAGGACGGGGUAGUGGUGAUGGACAUGGAGGAGGGGGAGCGGGAAGGGCAGGAAGGAGGAGCGCGGCCGCAGCGGCGGCAGCGGCGCGGCACGGCCGCAGAUGGCCGUGAGCCGCAGCAGGGGCGGCCGCAGCCGUCGCCGCGGCAGCAGCAGCAGCAGCAGGCGGCUGGUGCUGCAGGGUCCAGCGGCAAACGGCAGAAGGUGGGGCGGGGCUGGGCCCUGCCAGGCCCCGACAGCUCUGACGGAGACAGCGACGAUGCGGCGGCCGGGGACGAUGACGAUGACCACGGCUGCGGUUUCGGUUACGGCGGCGGCGGCGGUUGCGGCCGUUACGGCGCGUACGGCAUUUUGUCGGACGGGCUGUUGGCUGACAUGGAGGAAGACGUACGGGCAGAUCUCGCGGAGCGGCGGCGGGCGCUCGGUUUUGGCGGCGGCGCGGGUGACGGCGCCGCUACAGCCGCCGACGCUGUGGGUGCAGCUGCUGCUGUGGGCGCGGCGGCCGGUGCUGGAGGCGUGAUGGUGGCAAUGCCGGCGGUGGCGAUGACGGCGGCGAUGGCACUGGGUGGCGGCGGCGUCGGGAAUGGGAAUGGGAAUGGUGGCGGCGGCGGGAGGCAAGCAGCAGCGUCCGGCGGAGGGCGGCAGCGGGGCUCGCGCGGCGGCGGGCAGCGCGGUGGUGGUGGUGCCGCAGCGCGGGGCGGCGCUGGCGGUGUUGCAGGCGCAGGCGGCGCUGGCGGUGGCGAUGGCGAUGAUGGCGAUGAGGGGGAGCGGCUGCGGGCAGGCAGCAGCGACGCCGAGGACACCGAGGACCCGGAGGCUGUAGCAGCAGCUGGCCGUGAGGAGGAGGAGGCAGCGGGGGAGCUGGAGGCAGGUGCCGCCGCCGCUACUGCUACAGCCGCUGCCAUGGACACGGCCGUGGUCACUGCUACUGCCACCGGUGGCGCUGCCGCCGCCAGCGGCGCCGAGGCGGCUUUUGAGGAUGCUGACAUGGACGUCGACGCAGCCAUGACGGCGGUGACGGAGGUCGAGGUGAAGGGGCUGGUGCGGCAUCGCAGCGGCACUCGUAGUGAGGAGGUGGAGGAGGAGGACGACGAAGACAGGGGCGUGGGCGGCUAUGCCGGCGGCGCAGCCGUGCACGUGGGCGGCAUGGGAUUGAUGCGGCGGCGGCGGCGGCAAUCGCGGCGGCGGCGGCGGCUGGAUGAUGAUGACGAUGAGGCGCUCAUUCUCACCUCUGCCUCCGUGUCUGUCGGCAGCGGCGGCGGCGGCGGCGGCGGCAAGGGGUUGGAGGGCUCCUGCACGGGGAGUGACAACGGCAGCAGCAGUGGAAGUGAAGAUGAAGGGAACGAGGAGAAGGGGCUUCGACCGCGCAGGCGGCGACGCCGCGGCGACGAGCCGUCACUAGAGGCGCUGGCGGCGCUGGUGAGUGGCGGCGCAGGAGGAGGAGGAGGAGGCGAUGCCGCCGACCCGGAGGCUAGUGGCGAGGGGGAGGGAGAGGACGGUGAGGACGUGGUCGUGGUGGUGGCGACGUCCAGGGAGCUGGAGGCGCUUGCGGAGGUGGAGGUGGAGGAGGAGCUUCACGAGAUGCAGGCGGCCCUCGCAGCGGAGGAGGUGACAGCGGCGGUGGCAGGCGACGACGGCGCAGGAGGCAGGGACGGUGGCGACGACGCCAGCGGCAGCGGUGGCGGCGGCGGCAGAGGAGAGGUGCUGAGCCGCAACGUGCUGGCACAUACGAAGCCGUGGAACUGGGAGGCCGGCGCCGCGGCAGAUGUGGGCGUGAUCGAGGCGCUGCCCGGCGUGCUGGGUCAGUCCCUGUGUGUCUUCAACGAGGCCAUGGUGGGGGCGCUGCAGCUGCUAUCGCGCCAAACCGUGCAAACAGCCGCUGCGGAGUUUGCGUUGGAGCUGUCAGGCGGCGUAGGCGGCGGCAGCAUUGCGGGCUCGGCCGAGGACGACAGCAGCAGUAGCAGCGGCGGCGGCUGUGGCUCGAGCAGCGGCUCUGGCGGCGCAGGAAGCACCAGCAUGGGCGGUGGGCGUGGCGGCAGCACCGGCGGCGGGGGCCAGGCGCAAGGCGCAAGGGCACUGCCUGACCAGUGCACGCCUCAACGCCGGGGACCAGCGGCGGCGGCAGGGUGUGGUCAGCGCCCGUCGCUGAUGUACGCCACCGGCGGCAGUCGUGGGCGGUGGGGCACGGCAGGACCGCGGCGGGCACCCACACUCGCGCCGCGCCUGCGCGUACGGCUUCCGCUCUUUGCACCACCAGCGGCAGCCGCAGCAGCGCUAGGGCCGCGGCUACCCUGCUGGUGAUGUAUGAGGGCAGCUGCUGUGCGUGCCGGGCGCUGCGGCUGCUGAGAACCGACCGUGACCUGCUGUGCGGCGCAGUCAGUGCCUCAGUGUGUGGCUUAGCGUGUGGCUCGGUGGCUUUUGACUGGCUCCGAGUGCACCGGUGACGUGACGUGCGCGCCGUGCGUGCCUUACUUUAGCAUGGCAUUUGCACGCCCACACGCGCCGUGCAAGAGGCGGGACUGCUGCGUAGGAUGCACCGAUUGUUGUGCGGUACUGGGUGGGUGAUGGUAGGUGUGUGCCAUACCGUAAUGUGCAGAAGUUCAACUACAGCAGGGGGCACGUCACAUGGGAUUUGGUUCGGCAGCAUGACGAAAGCAUUGUACAUCAUGAACAUGUACCGUAUGGGCUGUAGGACAUACUAUCAGGAUUACCGUACUGCACUCGCCAUGCCAAAGGGGAUGCGGGGUUCGUGUCAAUGUGUUUUCCAUGCCCCUCGCUGUACAAGUGCACACAUUGUCACCAGGCAGGACUGGGCAUGUGCGCUGUCGCGCGGGCGCCGGGCCCGUCCGCGGGCUGUUCGGCGUGUGUGGUGCAAGGGGACAUGGCAAAAGAGGCGAGUGGCUGUUGGGUUGGGUCCCGAGGAACAAAUUGCACCCAGCCCAGGUGUGGACGAUAAUGAAAGACGUUUACCAGUACUGCUGCAUAGUGCUGAUCGUGAAACAGGGGUGAAACUGAGCGCCCGAGGCUGGGGCGGACUGAGCUGGUGGCGAACUGGUGACAGCGGCUGGCUGGCUGGCUGUUAGCCGACAGAGUGGAACUGAGUCCCGCCCAAGAGCCAAACACACCUUUGGAUACCAUUAAUAUGUGUGUGUCUAAAGAAAACAAGGAAAACAUAGCGCAAAUAUGUGUGUGUGUGUGUGUGUGAAAACACGAAGGAAAGGGAAGGGAAACUGCAGACUCUG